This is a messenger RNA of Impatiens glandulifera, 767 nucleotides long. RefSeq names its product reticulon-like protein B13. Bases 1 to 714 code for a protein of 237 amino acids. The record is from RefSeq and is a predicted model, not a curated record. Lineage: Eukaryota; Viridiplantae; Streptophyta; Magnoliopsida; Ericales; Balsaminaceae. The transcript is spliced from 3 exons.
AUGUCGCCAGACAUCCAACCAUCGCCGGAGCAACCAAACUUAGGUAUAAUGAUGAAGGACAUAUGCCAAUGGCGGAGAAAGAAGCUAAGUGCCGCCGUUUUGGUUGGUGCCACCGCCUUCUGGGUGGCGCUUGAGGUUUAUCAAUUCAACUUCAUCACCAUCGUUUCAUGGAUUGGCUUAAUCGUCACCGCCGUGUCUUUCCUCUCCGGCGCCAUUUUCAGGCUUUUUCACAAGGAAGCACCAAAGUUGGAGAAGCUAGAGAUGAGAGAAGAAAUGGUUGAAGAGAUUGCGAAGACAAUUGGAGAAUGUUUUGAUGGAGGAAUGAAGUGGAUGUUUCGGGUGAGUAUGGAGACAGAAUGGUAUGCUUUUCUUGCAACAUUGGUUUGUCUAUGGAUACUUUCUGUCAUCGGCAGCUGCUUUGAGUUGCCUUCACUUCUCUAUUUCGGUACACUAGUGGGAAUGGCGGUACCGAAAAUAUAUGAGAAGAAUGAAAAGAGGAUGAAAGAGUUGGAGAAGAAGAUGAGGAUGAAGAUGAAUGAUUUGGAGAAGAAGAUGAUUGAGUUUCAGAGGAGGGGGAAGGAGCUAUUGAAGAAGUAUUACAAUGUUGGAUAUGAUAAGGUGGUUGGAAAAAAUAAGACCAAUAAUCCUGCAAUUGCAAAGGAGGAGGAGAAGGAGAAGAUCAAGAAAUUCAAGAAAGUGAACAAGGAUGAAUGAAUAUGAAUAGAUCUGUGUCCUGUUUUGGAGUUUUAAUGUUCUUUUACAUUUUC